Messenger RNA from Dama dama (fallow deer), 4184 nucleotides. RefSeq names its product natriuretic peptide receptor 2 (gene NPR2). The transcript has 22 exons. Gene Ontology annotation, molecular function: ATP binding; natriuretic peptide receptor activity; guanylate cyclase activity. Gene Ontology annotation, cellular component: membrane. Lineage: Eukaryota; Metazoa; Chordata; Mammalia; Artiodactyla; Cervidae. The record is from RefSeq and is a predicted model, not a curated record. Gene Ontology annotation, biological process: intracellular signal transduction; protein phosphorylation; cGMP biosynthetic process. The coding region runs from base 752 to 3904 and encodes 1050 amino acids.
GCGCCCGGGGGCCCAGGCAGGGGGCGGGAGGAAGCGCAGGGCUGCGCGGGCCGCCCGGGCCCAGGAGAAGCGGAGCAGAGAGGAGCUGGGACACGGGCGGGGCCGCCGCAGCUCCGGAUGGGACCAGCGCCCUGGGCCCGUUAGUCCCAGCAGGAGCUUCGGGAGAAGCCUUCUCAGGGAGAUUCACCCCUGCCUUCCUUCCCCUCCGGCCCAGGCCUCGCUUCGCUCCCCGCCGCCCAUGGUCCCAGUCCUUCCGCCGCGCCAGCCCCCUCCCACCUUAUCCCCCUGGUCCUCCUUUCCGCGGCUCUCUGCCCUCCUAGCCCCUUCGGCUGUGAGGUGCCCCCCAAGCCUUCUCUUUGUACCAGCCUGCCCCCCACCCCCACCCCAUCCCAGUCUCGGAUCCCCUUUUCCUUCUCAGCUUCAGAUUCAUCAGCCGACUUCACCCCUCACUGUCCACAUCCCAGUCACAGGCCCCCUCGGCCCCUCCGUCCCCCUGCCACCCUACCCUUAGUCCUCCUCAGCCCGUGCCCGGGGCUGCUGGACCCAGUCCUCACCCGCUCCCCGGGGCUCCCUUCCUCCGUCCUCUUCCUCGCCCAUCCCUGCCCCUCUCCCGUGUCCCAGCCCUCCUGGCUCAUCAUCACUUCUCUUCUGGCGAUCUUCCCCUGGUUCCAGGCUGGGUGGUGCUGGGGCCUCCCCCGUAGGCCCGCCUGGCCCCGGCUUCUGGGGGCGGUGGGGCCCCCGCUUUCUCCCCAUGGCACUGCCAUCUCUCCUGCUGGUCGUGGCAGCCCUGGCAGGUGGGGUGCGCCCUCCCGGGGCGCGCAACCUGACGCUGGCGGUGGUGCUGCCCGAACACAACCUGAGCUAUGCCUGGGCCUGGCCGCGGGUGGGUCCCGCUGUGGCCCUUGCCGUGGAGGCGCUGGGCCGGGCGCUGCCCGUGGACCUCCGCUUCGUCAGCUCGGAGCUGGACGGCGCCUGCUCUGAGUACCUGGCCCCUCUGCGCGCUGUGGAUCUCAAGUUGUACCAUGACCCCGACCUUCUGUUGGGCCCGGGUUGCGUGUACCCCGCCGCCUCUGUGGCUCGCUUUGCCUCACACUGGCGCCUUCCCCUGCUGACCGCGGGUGCUGUGGCCUCUGGGUUUUCGGCUAAGAGUGAGCAUUACCGAACCCUGGUGCGCACUGGCCCCUCUGCUCCCAAACUGGGUGAGUUUGUAGUGAUGCUCCACGGGCACUUCAACUGGACCGCCCGUGCUGCCUUGCUGUAUCUGGAUGCUCGCACAGAUGACCGGCCUCACUACUUCACCAUUGAGGGCGUCUUUGAGGCCCUGCAGGGCAUCAACCUCAGUGUACAGCACCAGGUGUAUGCCCGUGAGCCGGGGGGCCCUGAGCAGGCCACCCACUUCAUCCGGGCCAACGGGCGCAUUGUGUACAUCUGCGGCCCUCUGGAGAUGCUGCACGACAUCCUGCUGCAGGCGCAGAGGGAGAACCUGACCAACGGGGACUACGUCUUCUUUUACCUGGACGUCUUCGGGGAGAGUCUCCGCGCGGGCCCCACACGCUCCAUGGGCCGGCCCUGGCAGGAUAAUCGCACCCGGGAACAGGCCCAGGCCCUCAGAGAAGCAUUUCAGACGGUAUUGGUCAUCACAUACCGAGAACCCCCGAAUCCCGAGUACCAGGAAUUCCAGAAUCGUCUUCUGGUUAGAGCGCGGGAGGAUUUUGGCGUGGAGCUGGCCCCUUCCUUGAUGAACCUCAUUGCUGGCUGCUUCUACGAUGGGAUCCUUCUGUAUGCCGAAGUCCUGAAUGAGACCAUACGGGAGGGAGGCGCCCAGGAAGAUGGACUCCGAAUUGUCGAGAAGAUGCAAGGACGAAGAUACCGUGGUGUAACUGGACUGGUCGUUAUGGACAAGAACAACGACCGGGAGACCGAUUUUGUCCUGUGGGCCAUGGGAGACCUGGUUUCCGGGGACUUUCAGCCUGCAGCCCACUACUCGGGAGCUGAGAAGCAGAUUUGGUGGACAGGACGGCCCAUCCCCUGGGUGAAGGGGGCCCCCCCCUUGGACAAUCCCCCCUGUGCCUUUGACCUGGACGACCCGUCCUGUGAUAAAACUCCACUUUCAACUCUGGCCAUUGUGGCGCUGGGCACAGGGAUCACCUUCAUCAUGUUUGGCGUCUCCAGCUUCCUCAUCUUCCGUCCUUACAGAAAACUGAUGCUGGAGAAGGAGCUGGCCAGCAUGUUGUGGCGCAUCCGCUGGGAAGAGCUGCAGUUCGGCAAUUCAGAGCGAUGCCACAAAGGUGCAGGCAGCCGCCUCACGCUGUCGCUGCGGGGAUCCAGUUACGGCUCGCUCAUGACAGCCCAUGGGAAAUACCAGAUCUUUGCCAACACCGGUCACUUCAAGGGAAAUGUUGUGGCCAUCAAACAUGUGAAUAAGAAGCGCAUCGAGCUGACCCGGCAGGUUCUGUUUGAACUCAAACAUAUGAGAGAUGUUCAGUUUAACCAUCUCACUCGCUUCAUUGGUGCCUGCAUAGACCCUCCCAACAUCUGCAUUGUCACCGAGUAUUGUCCUCGUGGGAGUUUACAGGAUAUUCUGGAAAAUGACAGCAUCAACCUGGACUGGAUGUUUCGUUAUUCACUCAUUAAUGACCUUGUUAAGGGCAUGGCCUUUCUCCAUAACAGCAUUAUUGCAUCCCAUGGGAGUCUCAAGUCCUCCAACUGUGUGGUGGAUAGUCGUUUCGUGCUCAAAAUCACAGACUAUGGCCUGGCCAGCUUCCGAUCAACUGCUGAACCUGAUGACAGCCAUGCCCUCUAUGCCAAGAAGCUGUGGACUGCCCCAGAACUGCUCAGUGGGAACCCCCUGCCGACCACAGGCAUGCAGAAGGCUGAUGUCUAUAGCUUUGGGAUCAUCUUACAGGAGAUAGCUCUUCGCAGUGGGCCUUUCUACUUGGAGGGCCUGGAUCUCAGCCCCAAAGAGAUUGUCCAGAAGGUCCGGAAUGGUCAGCGGCCUUAUUUCCGGCCAAGUAUUGACCGGACCCAACUGAAUGAAGAGCUAGUUUUGCUGAUGGAGCGAUGUUGGGCCCAGGACCCAGCUGAACGACCAGACUUUGGACAGAUUAAGGGCUUCAUUCGCCGCUUUAACAAGGAAGGUGGCACCAGCAUUUUGGACAACCUCCUGCUGCGCAUGGAGCAGUAUGCCAACAACCUGGAGAAGCUGGUGGAGGAGCGCACACAGGCCUACCUGGAGGAGAAACGCAAGGCUGAGGCUCUGCUCUACCAAAUUCUACCCCAUUCAGUGGCAGAGCAGUUAAAACGGGGAGAGACUGUACAGGCUGAGGCCUUUGACAGCGUUACCAUUUACUUCAGUGACAUCGUUGGCUUCACAGCUUUGUCGGCAGAGAGCACCCCCAUGCAGGUGGUGACACUUCUUAACGAUCUGUAUACGUGUUUCGAUGCCAUAAUUGACAACUUUGACGUCUACAAGGUAGAGACGAUUGGAGAUGCCUACAUGGUGGUAUCUGGUCUCCCAGGCAGAAAUGGUCAGCGUCAUGCCCCAGAAAUUGCUCGUAUGGCCCUGGCGUUACUGGAUGCAGUUUCUUCCUUCCGCAUCCGCCACCGACCCCACGACCAACUGCGGCUGCGCAUAGGGGUCCAUACAGGGCCCGUCUGUGCUGGGGUCGUCGGCCUGAAGAUGCCCCGCUAUUGUCUCUUUGGAGACACAGUGAACACUGCUUCCCGAAUGGAGUCUAACGGUCAAGCCCUGAAGAUUCAUGUCUCCUCUACCACCAAGGAUGCCCUGGAUGAGCUCGGAUGCUUCCAGCUAGAGCUUCGAGGGGAUGUGGAGAUGAAGGGAAAAGGAAAGAUGCGAACUUACUGGCUCCUAGGAGAGCGGAAAGGACCUGCUGGGCUCCUAUAAACCCUACUUCUUCCCAAGUCAGACAAUCCCCUGCUGCUGGUACCUGGGUGGGCAGUAGCCAUCGUCUCUCCACACAUCAGAAGUGGACAUUGUCACAUGAGAUGGAAACCAACAUGCAUAAAACCCCCACCUUAUAUGGAAACUGUUGCCCUUUGCAGCUCAGUCUUGUACAUAUACCUGUCCCUCUCUGGCCUGGUCCCCUUCCUCCAUACCUUCUGUAAAUAUCUGUAUCUAAACCAGAAUAUUUUGGCCAAAUAUAAAACAAACAAACAAAAACAGU